AUGUCGGACUUUAUCGCUCCCGAUAACUUUCCUCCCGACUACCCUAUUUUGGAUACUACCAACCCCACUGCAACCAUUGCAGCCAUUCCAGACCCACCUGAUAACGUGAAUAUCAGCUUGGAUAUUCCAGACUCGUUGAAAAACCUUCUUUCGAACGUGUCAAAUCCUGAGGCCGCCUUUACUGGAGCUUACUAUACGCGGUACACCCAUGAGUUUCGUGUCUCUCUCACUUCCUCUGAUUACUAUACCUACCAAACCCAGGCAUUCAAGGGAGUCCUCAAGGAGUUCAAGUUUGACUCCGACAACCCCAUGGAUACACUCACUAAAGCAAAGUCUAACAUGGAAGAAGCUGCCUUUGCCAUUACCGCAAAAGGGAUCAUCAAUCGAAAGAAUAAACUUGAAACCUUUCUUACCGAAUUUGGACUCAGAGCCCCUUUUGACACAAUCUACACCCAGUGGAAGUCAACCUCCCAGGGACUUAUUCCUGUGUUCUCUUCCCAUAAGAAUCUCUUUCAAGAUUUCCAUUCCAUUGUGCUCUCUGAUGUAGUGAAUACCGUUGACUUCAUGCAACGUUACACCAAUAUUGCUCAUCCCACCCUUGGAAAAAUCAACGAGGAACAUUCUCGCGACUACUCAAUGUCUGGCACGGCAAUUUAUAAUUCCUGUGAUCUCUCGUUACAGUCCUGGUUGGACACUCAAAUUGGCAUUAGCACCGACACUACCCUGAAACGUCAUGGCAGCUCCGGUCCAGUUCGAUUCUAUCUCAUUUGGUCGCGAUAUGCCAAUGUUGAUGGGGCCGUUGCCACAUCAAUCCAAGCCGCUCUCACCAAGUUACGUGUUCGCGACUUACCUGGAGAAAAUGUUUCCCUCUAUUUUGACACGGUCACCAUCAUUGAGGAAUAUCUCAGAUCAAUGGGACGUACAAUUCCAGAUUUUGUAUCCCAUGUUAUUGACAUUCUUGUCGAUGUUUCCGUUGACGAUUACUCCCUGUUCAUAAAGACCCAACAGUUUGUUCGCAAUCCCUCUCUUCACAAUAUGCAUUCACUUCGCCAAUUGGCCUGCGAUCAAUACCAGCUUCUUUUGAACUCUGGCAAGUGGCAUCCAACUGCAAAGACAGGCGCGGCCUUCCAUGCUGCCCACCACAUGUCUACCCAUGCACCGGAUACCACUCCAAGUGCUCUCGUGAAUUCUGGUUCUGGUACUCCCAAACCACGUCUUUCUCGAGAAGAGUGGGAAAAGACCAUUGACCGUUCCCCUCCACCCGCCGGAUCAUCAGAUUGUCGCAAGUCCACAAAGGGUGACUUUAACGAAUAUUGGUGUGCCACCUGUAAUUGGUGGGGCAACCACCCUACCAACAAGCGCCACCAUCCCACCGCUCCUAUUGACCACGCCGGUUUUCUCGAGAAACGGAAGAAACGCUUUGCUAAACGUGACCCCUCGGACUCCACUCCCUCUGUGACCGUCAAUAACAAUUCAACCACACCACCAUCAGGAGUGAACUCUUCUGGCGCCCUUCAGCUCUUAUGUUCCUCCGCCUUGACCCAGUUUCACUCUUUUGGUGCACCCCCUUCAAAUUUUUAG
Molecule: messenger RNA, 1581 nt
Organism: Phaeodactylum tricornutum CCAP 1055/1
Lineage: Eukaryota; Bacillariophyta; Bacillariophyceae; Surirellales; Neidiaceae
Exons: 1
Coding region: 1-1581 (526 amino acids)
Source: RefSeq, a predicted model, not a curated record